This is a messenger RNA of Periophthalmus magnuspinnatus, 3734 nucleotides long. RefSeq lists its product as uncharacterized. NCBI's taxonomy places the organism in Eukaryota, Metazoa, Chordata, Actinopteri, Gobiiformes, Gobiidae. Bases 318 to 3059 code for a protein of 913 amino acids. The record is from RefSeq and is a predicted model, not a curated record. The transcript has 17 exons. Gene Ontology annotation, molecular function: protein binding.
ACUGUUACUGCUGAAUGAGAGGUUGUCCAUGGGUACGCCUGUCAAACGUUGUAACUUAACUUCUCACAACUUAAUGUCUCAAUUAUGUAGACGCUGGUGUUGAUUAAUUAAAAAAUAUAUAAACGUCUCUUUUUUUAGGGUGCGCUGAUGACCGAUUUGGACAUGCGCAGCUCGUUGUUGUUGAUCCGUUUGUUGGUUCAGUAAAAGGGGGAGAGGUCAGUGUGGUUAGCUGCUUGACUUCUCCGUAGUAAAAACUAAGUUCUUAAUUCUAAUGAAACUGACUUCCGUGUCUGUUUAUUAAUCGCUUCAACACCGCCAUGAGUACCAAUGACUCCCCGACGAUUGGGGAUUUUUUCCUCGUUCUCAGUGAGAUGGGCUUUACCGAAGAGCAGAUUCAGGCAGCAGUUCAGACAGGACAUUUGUCUGUGCCAGAGGCAGCUGAGUGGCUCCUUCAGGGUCAAUCACCAAGACACAGGUUAACGCAGCAACCAUCACGACCUGCUGAGACCGCAUUCUCUGCAUUUAACCCCCCCAAACAAGUGUCAGGCACCAAUGCAUCUCCAAGUGACAGUACAUAUCCUUCAUUGGUGUUGAAAUCAUCACAAUCUUGCAACUUCUCUUCGGAACCAUUGCAAGUUGAGUCCCGCAUAAAACAGGACAAAAGUGACUUUGAAGAACAACAGAGGCAACGUGUUGCACAGGAGGCCAGAGAGCAACGAAAGCAAAAGAAGCAGGAACGUGAAUUAGUCUUGAAAAGAAUAGCUGAGGAUCGAAAGACAUUACAGGUGAAGAAUCAGACUGCCCCUGUGUCAGAGGCACCCCUGAGUACUAAUGAAGGUCAGAAGCUGGGUGGAAAAAUUCAGACCAGUGUGGAAAACUGCAUUCUUAUGAUUCGGCUGCCCUCUGGCGAGUCAAUGCGUGAACGGUUCCCUGCAGACGCUUCUUUACGCAGCGUUGUUGAACAUAUCAGCGGGCGCCACCCCUCCCUCACCUCCUUCUCACUUCUUCAGGGAUUCCCGCGGAAACGCUUUGGGGAGGCAGAGCUUGCUUGCUCCUUGCAUUCUCUAGGCCUCACUCCUAGUGCUGCACUUUGUAUUCAGACCACUCCACCGGAAACACCUCAGGAGCCCCCCAGCUCAGUCAAUCCACCAGCUGCAGAGCAGCAAAUCUUCGCAUUUGCUGAGCCCUCACCACCCCAAAUCCCUGAUCAGGACAGGCUCCCUGAUCAGGACAGGCACCCAGAUCCUGCUGUGCCCCCUCUAUUGCCAAACCAGCUUUGGGAAGAAGCCGUGAACUAUGCAGGGAUACCUGACAUGGGCCAUUUACUUUCUGGUCCUUCACACAGUUGGGGACGAGGCCAGAGGUUGGUUCCUGGAGAUGCUGAAGAAGCUGCAGAAGUAGAGGCUGUGGUCCAAGAAGGAGAAAGAGAGCCAUAUGACAUGCUGAAUGGAUGGCCAAGGUUGCCUUUCUUCCAAGAAAACAGGGUUCAUGGAGGAUUUGAGCCUAGACAUCAAUGGCCAGACCAAGGCAACCGUCUUAGGGAGGAGCCCCUGGAGCAGGCUGUGGAUGGCCCAGUGGCACCUGUAGCAGCUGGUCAGGCUGCAGUGGAGCGACUCCAGCGUGCAGCUCAACAGAACGACGCACAUGUCUGUCAGGGGCAGCCAUCACCCCCUAAACGGGCGUUUAAAACUCCCAGUGUGCAGUCGCUGUGUGCCUUGGCCGCCCGAGCGGCUGUUAGCGUUAUGACUGCUCCCAGUAUGCAGUACAGCAGCAGUCUGGCAGGGCUCACCCCAGAUUUGGCAGAACUUCUGCUCGAGCACAUGUCUCGUGAGCGCCUCUUGCGCCCACGUACUCUGGAGCUAUUUUUUGGUUGUCCAUUGCGGCGGUUUGUACUCAACUGCUACCCUUAUUCGACCAAUGAGCUUCUGCGACAGCUACGAGCUUUCACAGCUUUGAAACAUCUCAGUCUGAUCAACUCUCCACUCAUCACUGAUUCUGGAUUAUCAAUUCUGCCUAGCUUGGUCAAACUGCAAUAUCUCAACCUAGCCUCAUGUAGCAAACUGACUGAUGCUUGUCUGCAGCAUAUCACAGGUUUAAAGAGUUUGUAUUUCCUGUCUUUGGACCAGACCAAAGUAACAGAUAGUGGAAUGGUGCUUUACCUUCAGUCGGCCCCCUCCUGUCUGUCUCAGCUCAGCCUCAAUCAGACCACUGUUACUGAGGUCACUCUGGAAGCAUUGACUUCAUUUGUGCCUCAGCUGCGAGUCUUGAGCAUCAAACAGACGAAGGUUAGUCAAGUGACUGCUUUGUCACAAAUGUGUAAUCUUCAGACACUCAGUCUGGAUGGCACUGGUGUGACAGAGACAUCGCUGGAACACCUUAGGAACCAUCCCUCUCUCUCUUCCCUCAGUUUGACAGGGAUCCAUGCAGUGGAUGGGAAUCAUACUUUACAAAUCAUCUCAGGCCUAAAGCUGACUCAUCUAACUCUUCCCGGGCGGCACUGUGUGACUGAUAGUGGGAUGUCGGCUCUGUCCAGGCUGACUCUGCUCUGUGAGCUUGACCUGACGGACUACACUCAUGUCACAGACCAAGGAGUCCGCCAUCUCUGCACUUUGACCAGGUUGAGAAAAUUGUCGCUUAGCAAUACUCAGGUGUCAGAUGCAGGUCUUCCCUUUCUGCAAGGCCUUCAGGAGCUGCAGGAUUUGUGUUUGGACCGAACAACAGUCACCAGCCAAGGAGUAGCAGACCUUAUAGUGCAUUUACCACUCCUUCAGGUGCUGGGUUUAGCUAGCACACAUGUUGGAGACAGUGUGGUGAGAAAGGGUCUCAUUCGCUGUAAUCAGCUGGUAAAGAUCAAUUUGAGUCGCACAAGAAUCACAGACCAAGGGCUGAAAGUUCUGAAACGCAUGAAUCUGGCUCAGGUGAAUCUGGAUGGGACCGGUGUGACACUCUCUGGCAUUGCAAAUCUCCUCUCUCUCACCAACAUAAACUGUAUUCGAGCAAGCAACACUCGUGUCAUUCCACCAGAUGAGGUCUCUGACGAGGAGUUUGAAACGAACUAAAGAUGCCUUGCCUUCAUAUAAUAUUUGAAGCUCAGAGCAGUCCUUGCACUCAUUUUAGUCGGUUUGUACCAUCAUGCACACCACCAGGUGUAAGGUGGAGUGGAGUUGGAGUCUUGCACUGUUUUAUAUAAUUACUCAGUUUACAUAGAUUGUAAUGCUUCCUGGUGAACUUGCCUACAUAAAUUCAUUUUGUAAAUGUGUCAGAUUUAAGUUUAAUGCUUUGUUUUAUAUCCUGACGUUAGUUUGCCAUUUCAAUUUUAGUAAUGAACUCUAAUCCUUUUAAUCAGCUUUGAAUCUUGAAGGAAAAAUCAUGUUUGAGUGGUGUAAUCCCGGCAGAUUGUUAGUACAUGUAAAAGAUAUUUGCAAUAAGACUGUAAAAACUUGUUUAAAACUGUUUCAAUUUUGUAGUUGUUUCAGCUGUUUUAGAGCUGCUCAGAUGCUGUUGAAGUAUUUGGUCUCCCCCUGCUCAGUUUUGCACUACAGAUUUACAUUUAGUUUGGUCCUUUUCACUCAGUCUAACUUUAUGCUCAAACUAUGCAGUUGAUGUCAUAAUCCAAAGGAACUGUACUUGUUGCCAAUCAAAAUAAAACUAAAAUUAGACUGGUAGUUCUUUUGAAUUAAACUGUGACCCCAUAUUACGCAAAAUGAGACAAUUUCAGACAAAUCUUUUAUUGC